UCCGUUUCGCUUCCUUCGAGACGAUCUUUUAAAUGCAAACCUUGAAGGCUAAGUUUAUAUAUAUUGAUUCCAUUUUGUAUCGAGUUAUCUGCGCUAUAUAUACGCGUAUACGUACAUAUCUAUUUGUAUGUAUAUAUAAACUGGAAGUCUGAGACUGAGGGGAUUUCUUUCUUUCUUGUUUGUGAGGCUCUUGUUGUUGACUGCUCGUUCUUCGAUGGCAAAGCAACUGGAACCUUUUUACUCAAGUUGCGCGUCUGUUUCUGGACUGAGGGAGAAGCAUCGGGAGGAAAUGGAAAAUCUCACGUUGACAACGCAGCCAUUGAUGACCAUAAAGUUUUUUGUGUUGGCUGUUAUACAAUGUCUCAAGCGAGCUAUUCUUCAUCCGGGUGGGUGGUUUAUGCUUAGGAGUAUUCAGGCAGGAAGUGUUGUAAUUCUAGCUAUGGCUAUUGUGGGAGCUCAUGAAAGGCAUAUUCAGGAGUUUCUUCGGUAUGCCCAAUAUGGAGUCUGGUGGUUAGUCCUUGGUGUGGCGUCCUCAAUUGGUCUUGGAUCUGGUUUGCACACAUUUGUGCUGUAUUUGGGGCCACAUAUUGCCUUGUUUACAAUUAAAGCUGUGAAGUGUGGACGAGUUGAUAUAAAGACUGCGCUAUAUGAUACAAUUCAAUUGAAUAGUAGUCCUUCAUGGCUUGAUAAAGAUUGUGAUGAAUAUGGUCCUCCAUUGUUUACCUCCCUACAUGGUUCACGAGUUCCUCUGAGCAGCAUACUGCCUCAGGUACAAUUAGAGGCUAUCUUAUGGGGUGUAGGAACUGCACUUGGAGAACUUCCCCCAUAUUUCAUCUCCAGAGCAGCUUUGAUAUCAGGAAGUAAAUUGGAAGAAAUGAAAGAUUUGGAUUCUUCUCCCUCAGAAAAUAGCAGAAUCAUAGACGACCACCUCAAACAUUUCAAAAAUUGGUUCCUUUCACAUUCACAAUAUCUAAACUUCUUCACAAUUUUAGUUCUUGCCUCGGUGCCAAAUCCUCUGUUUGAUCUUGCGGGCAUUAUGUGUGGGCAGCUGGGUAUUCCAUUCUGGAAAUUCUUUUUUGCAACACUGAUCGGAAAGGCAAUCAUCAAAACUCACAUUCAGACAGUUUUUAUCAUUUCAGUUUGCAACAAUCAGCUUCUCGACUUGGUUGAAAAUGAGCUGAUGUGGCUGCUCAGCUUCAUUCCAGGCCUUGAUGCUAUUUUGCCUAACCUUGUCACAAAGCUGCAUGUUAUUAGAGACAAGCUUAUGACACCCUCUCCAGCCUCCUCAAUAGUGAAGGUUAAAGAUUCAAAACUAUCAUUUGCUUUAGUUUGGAACACUCUUGUCUGGCUUAUGCUCCUGAACUUCUUCUUCAAGAUUGUCACAGCAACUGCGCAGAGUUUUCUAAAGGAACAACAAGAAAAGGAGUUGAUAGCAUUAUCGAAUAACUCCAUAGCAUCGGAUUCAGAACCUUCAACAGCUGAAUCCAUUUAAGGAGUUGAAAGAGUUUGUAGAAGUUUCGUUACUGCUGGAGCAUCAUAAGUUGUUUAUUCCUUUAGUAUUUUUCUUUUUGGCAUUUCAUGAUACGUUGAUUUAUAGAUUUGGCAGAAAGUUUUAUUUCUGUCAGUCACCAGAAUAGUAUAGUUGAACUUUAGUCUGUAUAGGACAAGUCUUUGUAAAUAAAUUUCAGCAUCUCACAAUGGAAAACUACUAGGUGCUUCAGUAAUAUCAAUGAACUGAAAAUUUCAUA
This is a messenger RNA of Carica papaya (papaya), 1748 nucleotides long. RefSeq names its product vacuole membrane protein KMS1-like. The record is from RefSeq and is a predicted model, not a curated record. Lineage: Eukaryota; Viridiplantae; Streptophyta; Magnoliopsida; Brassicales; Caricaceae.